Molecule: messenger RNA, 4057 nt
Organism: Oxyura jamaicensis (ruddy duck)
Lineage: Eukaryota; Metazoa; Chordata; Aves; Anseriformes; Anatidae
Gene: ARHGAP39
Product: Rho GTPase activating protein 39
Exons: 11
Coding region: 43-3429 (1128 amino acids)
Biological process (GO): signal transduction
Cellular component (GO): cytoskeleton; cytoplasm
Molecular function (GO): protein binding; GTPase activator activity
Source: RefSeq, a predicted model, not a curated record
UGCUUCUGGUAUGUUGAUGGGCAGCAUAGUUUUGUCCUGCUGAUGAUCUUCCAUAUAAUUUUGGGAGAGUCUCCAGUGCAACCGCAAGUCUGGAGGGAAGGAAUUGCUCUGAUCCAGUGCAGAAGGCUGGAAUGGGUGGAAAUCAUCGAGCCUCGGACGCGGGAGCGCAUGUACGCCAACCUCAUCACGGGGGAGUGCGUGUGGGACCCGCCGGCCGGCGUGCGCAUCAAGCGCACCAAUGAGAACCAGUGGUGGGAGCUCUUCGACCCCAACACCUCCCGCUUCUACUACUACAAUGCCACCACGCAGCGGACGGUGUGGCACCGGCCGCAGAACUGCGACAUCAUCCCCCUGGCCAAGCUGCAGACCCUGAAGCAGAACACGGAGUCGCCGCGAGCCUCCACGGAGAACAGCCCCGGCAGGAGCAGCAAUGUCAGCAGGGAGGGCAGCACCAGCUCCUCCCUGGAGCAGGAGCUGGAGGGCAGCGAGAAGGUGCCGGAGCAGACGAGGUCGAGCCGGCAGUCGACCCAGUACGCCGUGGUGAAGGAGGAAACGGAAAGUUCGCCGCCCUCCGGAGUGUUUGAGAAAGAAUAUGACAUUUAUCGGGAUUACAAUGCGGAAGGUCAACUCCUCCACUACAGGACGUCCUCCCUACGAUGGAACGCCGGCACCAAGGAGCGGAUGCUGAUCAAGGUGACCGACCGCGAGCCCAGCUUCCUCAUGCACCAGGGCAACGGCUACGCGCCCGACGGCCAGCCGGGCACCCGCUCGCACCGCCCCUCGGGGGGCCAGCAGUCGCCCAACCUGCAGACCUUCGCCCCCGAGGCCGACAACUCCGUCUUCUUCCCGGAGAGGAAGCCCUCGCCCUUCUUGAAGAGGGCUGAGCACGUGGGCAGCUGCUCGCCGCUGCUCGGCCGGGGCGACUCCUUCUGCUCCCCGCUGCAGGCGCAGCACCGCAAGCACUCGAGCGAGUCGCAGCCCUCCUCGCCCCGCUACGCCUACGAGCCGCCGCUCUACGAGGAGCCCCCCAUGGAGUACCAGGCGCCCAUCUACGACGAGCCCCCCGUGGACAUGCAGUACGAAGCCAGCGGGAGCUACAAGGCCAGCUCGCCCCAGAAGUCACCCAUCCGCAAGCCUCACCCCUUCCUGCAGUCGCCCAAGCAGGGCUCCAACUCGCCCUACCAGCAGCUGGUGCUCACCAAGCAGAAAUGUCCCGACAGGUUCAUGAGCCUGGAGUACAGCCCGGCGGGCAAGGAGUACGUCCGGCAGCUGGUCUACGUCGAGCAGUCGGGCUCCAGCCCCAAGAUGAAGACGGGGCUGCGCCACAAGUACUCGCCCAACCCCAUCGGCGGCUCCUACUCGCUGCAGCACAGCCCCUGCCUGCUCCGCGACCAGCGCCUGGACGUCAAAUCGGGCGACUACAGCAGCAUGGAGGGACCUGACUUCUGCCCCGGGCAGCCAGCGGGCCAGGCAGCCCCGGGCGAGGACUCCAUGUCGUGGUCCAGCCAGCAGGACACCAUGUCCUCCACCGGCUACUCGCCCUCCACCAGGAAGAGGAAAAGCCGCAAGCCCUCGCUGCCCCACGAGCCCAACGCCUCCUCCACGGACGGCUCGGGGGACCGGGAGGCGCUCGGCGAGCAGCCGGCGGGCGAGGAUCGGGCCGUGCCGGCGCGCUCCCAGAUGAACCGGACGGAGAGCAAGGCGGCGGAGGCGGAGGCGGCGCGGGGCUUCCCCGAGCCCUUCCUGGCGCAGGCGCGCCUGGCGUGGGAGGCGCAGCAGGCUCACUACCACAUGAAGCAGCGGAGCAGUUGGGAUUCCCAAAAGGACGGCUCGGGCUACGAGAGCGACGGCGCGUUGCCCUUGCCCAUGCCGGGCCCGGUGGUGCGAGCCUUCAGCGAGGACGAGGCACUGGCCCAGCAGGACAACAAGCACUGGAAGAGGAACACCUUCGAGAAGCUGGGCUUCCCCCAGAUCCUGCUGGAGAAGAGCGUCUCGGUGCAGACCAACCUGGCCUCCCCCGAGCCCUACCUGCACCCAUCUCAGUCGGAAGACCUCGGCGCCUGCGCCCAGUUUGAGAGCAGCAGGCAGACCAGGAACAUGAUGCCCAGCGCCAGCUGCGUCUUCCCCACCUUCAACCUGCGGAAGCCCUCCUCGGAGACGGACAUUGAGAACUGGGCCUCCAAGCACUUCAACAAGCACACGCAGGGGCUCUUCCGGAGGAAGGUGUCCAUCGCCAACAUGCUGGCCUGGAGCAGCGAGUCCAUCAAGAAGCCCAUGAUCAUGACCAACGACCGCAACGUCAAGAAGGAGGCGUGCGAGAUAUUUAAACUGAUUCAGAUGUACAUGGGGGACCGGCGGGCCAAGACGGACCAACUCAACGUGGCCUUGGAGAUUGCCACCAAGGGCUGGAGCAUGCAGGGCCUGCGAGACGAGCUCUACAUCCAGCUGUGCCGGCAGACCACCGAGAACUUCCGAUACGAGAGCCUGGCCCGGGGCUGGGAGCUCAUGGCCAUUUGUUUGGCCUUUUUCCCCCCCACUCCCAAAUUCCAUUCCUAUCUAGAAGGAUAUAUUUACAGGCACAUGGAUCCGGUGAACGACACCAAAGUGACACAGCACAUUAAAGAGGUCCUGGAAAGGAACAGUAAGAAGAAAUCCAAAUUGAGAAAGAAACCCAAGCCCUAUAUCGAAGAGCAUGAUGGGGUGGCCAUCAGCACAUACGCCAAGUACUGCUACAACAAGCUGCAGAAGGCAGCCCUGACCGGAGCCAAGAAGGGCCUGAAGAAACCGAACAUCGAGGAGAUCCGCCACGCCAAGAACGCCGUCUUCAACCCCUCCAUGUUCGGGAGCUCCCUGCAGGACAUCAUCGCCAUGCAGAAGGAGCGCUACCCCGACCGGCAGCUGCCCUGGGUGCAGACGCGCCUCUCCGAGGAGGUGCUGGCGCUCAACGGGGACCAGACCGAAGGCAUCUUCAGGGUCCCCGGGGACAUUGAUGAGGUCAACGCGCUCAAGCUGCAGGUGGACCAGUGGAAGAUCCCCACGGGCUUGGAGGACCCCCACGUUCCCGCGUCCCUGCUGAAGCUGUGGUACCGGGAGCUGGAGGAGCCGCUGAUCCCCCACGAGUUCUACGAGCAGUGCAUCACCCACUACGAGAACCCCGAGGCAGCCAUCGCUGUCGUCCACUCUCUGCCCAGGAUCAACAAAAUGGUGCUGUGCUACCUCAUCCGCUUCCUACAGGUGUUUGUGCAGCCGGCCAACGUGGCCGUCACCAAGAUGGACGUCAAUAACCUGGCCAUGGUGAUGGCUCCCAACUGCCUGCGCUGCCAGUCGGACGACCCGCGGAUCAUCUUCGAGAACACCCGCAAGGAGAUGUCCUUCAUCCGGGUGCUCAUCCAGCACCUCGACACCAGCUUCAUGGAGGGUGUCCUAUAGCAGCACGCGGGGCGAAGCCACCACCCGAUCCCACCGCCACCCCGUCCACCCCGACCCAACAUGGCCGAGGAGCACAAGCCAGGUCCCCUGCUCGCUCCCGAUGCUCCGGCCACCUCACUGCCCACCUCCCCACCGGACGUUUUGGGGGGUCCUGGACUCGCAGCACCCACCCAGGAGCACCCCAGGGUGGCAUGGCUGUCACGGGUGGUGUGGGUGGCCAUGGGCGCAGGUGGCCGUGGGGACCGGGUGACGGCAUUGGGGACAAGCGGGUCCCAGUUCAGCAAUAACCUGUGUCCGUGGGGUCUGGCACGGCCACCGCUGUGGACCAGGUGACAGCAGAGUGGGGCGGGAAACACAACGUGCGCCUGGAGCAGGUGGCACUUCAGGGACAAGAGGAACAAACGUCCCAUGGACAUGUGCCACGUCCCUGCAGGUGCUGGGGGCCCCCGGGUGGCUCAGUCCCCUGCCAUUGCCCACCCGGGGAUGCUGGGGGAGCUGGGCAGGCUGGUCUUGUCCCAUCCUGGUGCCCGUCCCUCGGAGCAGCACUGGGGAGCACAACCCAUCAGCACCACCAGGUCCUGAGGGACCCAUCUCACCACCACCAGGCCCUGAAGGACCCAUCUCACCA